AUGAUGCUUCUCGCCGGCGGCGCGUCGAAGGAAGCGCCGUUCCUCAUCGAGGCGGACGCGUCCUCGGACUCGCCCGAGGAGGCGCAGCCGCACGUCUACCCCCCGCACUUGGACGGCCUGCGCACGCACGGCGACGAGGUCGACGUCGACUCGAUCCUGGCCGUCGCCGAGCUCCAGUGGCCCACGAGCGCGUUCGUCGGCGUCGUUGGUUUUUGUUUCCUGGCCAUUGGACUCUCUAUCUUCGGGUGGGCUUCAUAUGUUGAUUCCGUUCCUGUCGAGCGACUCGAGUCAUUGAAUCCGUUCCAGUUCCUCCUGUUCUUGCCCGUUGCGUACGUGCUCGCGACACUUCUGUGCAGAGCGACCGUCGGCAUUAUGAUCAACCGCGGCUACUACGCCAAGGGGCCGGAGUGGGACGUCUCGCUCGGCCCCCAGCCCAAGCGCCGCUCCCCAGCGUUCGAGUUGACGGCGACGGCCCUUUUUACCCUUGGGACCUUCGCGGUGUACGUCUACCUCAAGGGCUUCCCGUAUGAGCCGGCGCUGACCGACUUGCUCGUCCUGCUGCCGUGGACGUACGCCGGGGCGAUCGUGAUCGACGGCUACUGGGUCCCUUAUUACAAGCGGCGCCUGGGGCUCCUCUGA
This is a messenger RNA of Pelagomonas calceolata, 639 nucleotides long. NCBI's taxonomy places the organism in Eukaryota, Pelagophyceae, Pelagomonadales, Pelagomonadaceae. The record is from the annotation of a GenBank genome assembly.